UUGCUGUCAAACAAUUUUGAGGUUAUAAAUUAAUUUCGCAAUCGCUCACGAGAUGUUAUGCAGGAAAUUCAGGCAUACUUUAUUCGUAAAAUCUACAUUGAAUAAUAAUGUUCAGUACUGCCUAAUAAAGCCUCGGUUUUUCUCGAAGAGAUGCAUCUUGGAUGGCGUGUUUGCUACCGUGAGCAAGUCUGAAGGCAUAAGAAUGUCUUCAAUUCGUUUUGUGCUCAAAGAUUUAAGUAUAGCAAGACUAUGGAGUGCCUGGUCAAGGAGUUUUAUAGUGAAUAAUGUGGUUAGAAGGGUCAAGCGUGACCGUUGUGUGCGGGAAGUGUUCGAUCGGUUCAGGCAGACGAUAUUCAGGCCUCGUAGGACGUUCCUUCUUGCUGCCACUGCGGCUUUUAAAGGCAAGGGCGAUGAUUCCUCUGAAACUCCACCGAGCUGCCAGCAGAAUAUUACAGAUGAUGACUUAGAGGCCCUACUAACAGAACUGGAAGGAGUUGAAAAACUAUCACAAGCUACCCUCUUCUGCACAAGCUGCGGCAAGCGGCUGGUCAUAGACAAGAAACAACCGGGCGUGCGGUGCAAAGAAUCACAAGCGUUGGAAGAUUCCUCAGACGGUUGGGUGCCAUAUAUGGAAGCUGAGGAUGUGAUCAUUUGGAGGAAAGAAUACAAACCUGGGCAAGGCCUGUAUGCAUAUAAAGUAUACGGCCGCUACAAAGAAGUGCAAGCGGCGGACUUCGCAGCAGUCCAAGUGGAUGGUGCGUACCGGCGCGCGUGGGACGCGGCGGUGGCGGCGCUGGCGUUGGUGGAGCGGCGAGCUAACGGCGUGAGCGACCAGGCCGUGUUACAUUGGGAGGUUUUAUGGCCGAGACUAUUCGCGAACCGCGACUACGUCUACAUCAGGCGGCACAAAGAGUUCACUAUCAACUCCCCGCCUCUUCCCCACAAAGAUGGGAUAUUCACCCCCUCGGAGCCCCAGACACCCCCCGAAAGACCCAACGUUCACUCGCGCGCGAAACAGAAGUCGAGGGACAACGAACGGAGGGAGAUGGAUGAAGGAGUGAAAGAGAACAAGGUGUUCAUAAUCGUGUCUCGCUCGUGCGAGCACCCGAAAGUACCCGAGACGAAACACGCGAUACGAGUGCUGGAAUACUGGAGCCAUAUGGUCGUGAAGACCAUCGAUGGGCCUGACAAGCCCGGCAUGGAAUUCGUUCUAACCUACUACGACGAGCCGGCGGUCGGCGGUCUCCCGACGGGCGUGGCAACUUGGGCGACGGGACGCGCCGCGCCCGCCUACCUGGAGAGGAUGCGCCGCGCCGCCGCCGGGUACCAGGCCUGGAGCGACGCGCGCGGUGACCAGGUGAGGGAGAGAGACACACAUAGACACCCGGCGGUCGGCGGUCUCCCGACGGGCGUGGCGACGUGGGCGACCGGCCGCGCCGCGCCCGCCUACCUGGAGAGGAUGCGCCGCGCCGCCGCCGGGUACCAGGCCUGGAGCGACGCGCGCGGUGACCAGCCGGCGGUCGGCGGUCUCCCGACGGGCGUAGCAACUUGGGCGACGGGCCGCGCCGCGCCCGCCUACCUGGAGAGGAUGCGCCGCGCCGCCGCCGGGUACCAGGCCUGGAGCGACGCGCGCGGUGACCAGCCGGCGGUCGGCGGUCUCCCGACGGGCGUAGCAACUUGGGCGACGGGCCGCGCCGCGCCCGCCUACCUGGAGAGGAUGCGCCGCGCCGCCGCCGGGUACCAGGCCUGGAGCGACGCGCGCGGUGACCAGCCGGCGGUCGGCGGUCUCCCGACGGGCGUAGCAACUUGGGCGACGGGCCGCGCCGCGCCCGCCUACCUGGAGAGGAUGCGCCGCGCCGCCGCCGGGUACCAGGCCUGGAGCGACGCGCGCGGUGACCAGCCGGCGGUCGGCGGUCUCCCGACGGGCGUGGCGACGUGGGCGACCGGCCGCGCCGCGCCCGCCUACCUGGAGAGGAUGCGCCGCGCCGCCGCCGGCUACCAGGCCUGGAGCGACGCGCGCGGUGACCAGGACCUCCCAGACUUCGCGCCCUUCGGCCCUCCGAAGCCACAAGACGUCUGCCUGGCCCCCGUCACAGUUAGCGAGCAAGAUAUGGAGUCGUCAAAAGACGGCCCAGACCUAGACAGCGGGAACGGAUCGGAAACCACUCGCGACCAGAGCACGCAAACGGACGACGCGCCUGAUGGACCGACGAGAGACGUGUUGAUAAAAAUGACGGCGCACGCCAAAAACGACGUUAAAAAUCAACCCGAAGUCCAGACGAAAGUUGAAAAUAUGACGAAAAAAGAGGAACAAUCAACCCCGCAAGAGGGAGACAGCGAUACGCCAGAAGAAGAAGAAAGCAACAACAACGGCAGUUGGUGGCGGUAUUUGUACCCAUUCUACUACUUCGUAUGAGGUACUAAGGUGCACGCUCUUGAUACCUUCGAAUAAGGUCUAAAAUUGGGUGCACUUUUACAUAGACAGUUCUUAAUUUAAAUCAAUCUGUACCUCUAACGCGAAACCCUUUCGUCUUCGAAUCGUUUGCGUAUUCGAAUCGCCAUCGAAAGAUUUAGUAUAAAAACAAUAGCGCGAACAAUAGUGAUAUUUUCUCCAACCUCUAUUGACACCUUAUUUUUAUUCAAGUCUUAAAAUAUAUUUCUUUGAGUUUUGCCUUGAAAUAGACAAUUUGACACCAUUCCCCAAUAAUUCGAAAUCACAACUUUUCUAAAAAGACACUUCAUUCUGGUCUUAAAAACUUAAUUAAUUUUAAAUUACCUGUAAAUUACUAUUUUUGGUCGCAUUGUAAUUAAAAAAAGUAGUUUAAUUGAGUUGACAAAAUAGUGACGUCACUUGCUUGUAGUGCCAUACAAAAUCUAUGGGAGAGUUUCGUUUUGACAGUUUUAAAAAGUACGUCAAUUGAUUAGUGGUGUCAACAUGUCUAUUAUUGUAGUGUUGUCAACAAAUUAGUAUAAAUCUCCACCGAAAUAGUAAUAAUGUAGUUACGGUGGCAAUUAUUAUUAUUUAUCUUAAAAUAAACCUUAGGUUGUUGAUAUAGAUCCCAUUAUUGCGGCUCCGAAAGUUUAUGUAAAAUACAUUUUGUAAAUUGAAGGAAAUACAAAUAGAACAAAUAAUUUAUUGUGCAAUAAAAUAAGAAACAGAACUGAGACGCACAUCUUACCUCGAAAAUUAUUACAAAGUGUAAAUAAAUUUAAUUACAUAAUACAAAACUUUGAUUACAUGUUGUAGUUGAUUACUUAUAAAUAAAAUAAGUAAUCAAAAUGUUGUCCUUUAAAUGUAAUACUUUCUAAAUUUUGAUUUCUGCUAAAGUCUGGUCGCGGAGCACGUAGAAUUUUGUCCAAUGACCCCAAGCUACCUAUCCU
Ostrinia nubilalis (European corn borer) is the source of this 3381-nucleotide messenger RNA. RefSeq lists its product as uncharacterized. The transcript is spliced from 16 exons. Lineage: Eukaryota; Metazoa; Arthropoda; Insecta; Lepidoptera; Crambidae. The record is from RefSeq and is a predicted model, not a curated record. The coding region runs from base 53 to 2416 and encodes 787 amino acids. Gene Ontology annotation, molecular function: lipid binding.